GCCUAGCCAACUUCAGGAUCCGCGAUGGCCGGAAGAGGACGUGGGGGGAGGUUCGGGGGUCAGGAUGGGAACUCCCAUGGCAAGAUUGUGGCCAGCGGUCGUGGCGGUAGCGAUGCUUCUGCACUAGCACGAGUGCUCAACACGGCGGACUGCUGUGCGUGUGUGUCGAACGGCCCUCUCCUGGUUGAGCUCAAGAGCCUGGAUGAGGAGUGCUUGAGGACCGGCAAGGUGAAGCUCAGGCACGGGCUGAUGCGGGCCAUGAAGUCCCUGAAGCGUUACCCCCUCCCGAUCACCACAGAAAAGGAGGCGUGCGCACUGGAAGGGGUAGGGAGCUUCACCGCCCGCCGAAUGCUGCGUGGCUUGCCGCCGGCCGGACCGGAACCCGAAAACAGCAGCGGUGUCCGCAGGACCGACGAAGAAAAUAUCGAACCCUCCGGAAGCUCGUCUUCCCGGGGAGGAGGAGCUAGAAAAUCCAGCAACAAGAGUACCGGAACCUCGUCUGUGACGAAUGCUGAUGCUGGUAGCCGUCUUCCUUCCGACACCAACUCGCUGCUCCGCAUGAACCUCCGGGUGGGCAGCAGCGCAACGACAACCACCGGUGGUCGGCCCCUGUCGCUGGCUUCCAAUUUCGCCGCGCUUCGCGGUGGCGGCGAAGAGACAACGCCUGACGUUACGCCGAAGCGGCCGACCUCGCGCGCGAGGAAGGAAGAGGCGAGUGGCGAGACCGCGCGCUCGUCGAAGGCGCCCAGCUUUUUCAGCGGGCAGUGGGAGGCGUGGCUUGUCGUUGACAACCGCGAGCACGAGUUCAUGUCUGUGCAGUCUUCGCUUCUGCAGAAGGGGAUACGCUGCGAAACCAGACAGCUACCGCUCGGCGACAUGCUCUGGAUAGCUAGAAAGAGGGACGACCCUACUUCGGAGGUGCUGCUGGGCUACAUCGUGGAGCGGAAAACGGCCUCGGAUCUGGCCAGCAGCAUCAUCGAUGGCCGCUACGAAGAGCAAAAGCGACGCCUCAAGCUGAGCGGCCUCCGGCGGCGCAUCUACCUGGUGGAAGGGAACCUGAACCACCAGGAGCAGCUUGCCCCUGCCGCCCUUAGGACAGCCCUGGUCUCGUCGCAGGCCUGUGGGGGCCUUGCCGUGGUGCAGUGCGACGGCCUGCGCGACACCGUAAACUUCCUCGCGCGGACUCACCGCCACAUCGCGUCCCUCCUAGAACUAUCCUGCCGACGCGAGGCAGGGCUUUCGCCCGUCCGGGGGUCCCGCGAGUGCUCGGGGGGGAGGGCGAUGCUGAGGCCGGCGAUGACCUACGGGGAGUACGCCCAGGGCUGCGCGAAGCGUGCGGGCUCCACGACGGUGAGGCAGGUGCUGGGAGCCAUGGUGCGGCAGGCUCCCGGGUGCAGCGCGGCGAGGGCGGAGGCUAUCGUCCGAGCCUUCGAUUCGCCGCUGGGGCUGAUGCUGGCCCUCGAGCGCGCGGCUAGCGGGGACGGUAUAGCUGGCGAUGAUGCCGCCAGGAUGAAGAGGGCGGAUGCGUUGUUGGGCGGUUUGGUGUGCAGCGGAGGGGCCGGCACCAACAAACUCCCUCAACCGUUACGACGAUUGCUGUGCCGGUUGUUCCUAGGGGAUAGUGUGGACGACGAGGGGGCGGGGGCAAGCGCUGGUGGGGUGGGGGCGGCGGGGCCGCCAACAGCAGCGGGUGGUUAUGGUCGUCGGGGGCACAGCAAUGCCGACUUGUCGGUGGGGGGUCCCUACUGUGUUGAUGGCUGGGAUGUAGAGCCCAUGAAUCAAGAUGACCCGUAUUAGAUACUCAGGAGCGCGUAGAGUUGUGCGUUAUUUUCGGUCAUCCAGAAUAUCCAAGGACCGAAAUACGGCACUCACUUGCUCUGCUCCCUGACAUGUAUUUACUCGUGUGCCUACGCACACAUACAACCUUUUCACGACGGUUUUCUGACGUACGUGUCGUGCUACAAAUGUGUACGUGCGGUGUGGUGGUGUGUCCUGCUCUAAAUGUGAGCCUAACGCGCGUGGCCUCUGCGAAGUAUUCAGCAAGCAUGCUUCCCGCAAGCAUUCCGCGGCUGCAUCACAGGAUUGGGCACGUCGGCAAUGCAACUAGAAGUGUUCCGCCUAGAGGAAGUAGUGGGAAAUAGACAGUCAUGUGCUGAGCUCAGCGCCAUCCACCUGUCCAGCGAGAUUGAUUAUUCCCUUGUUUUCCACCUGUGGUGUUCUGAAUCGUGUCGCUGCCGCGACCCCUUUGGGGGUACUGCAUGCGUAGACAAACAGACCCGUGUUUGGGCACGAAAGGGCUAAGACCUAACAAUAUCCCCU
Ectocarpus sp. CCAP 1310/34 is the source of this 2319-nucleotide messenger RNA. Lineage: Eukaryota; Phaeophyceae; Ectocarpales; Ectocarpaceae. The record is from the annotation of a GenBank genome assembly.